Molecule: messenger RNA, 2813 nt
Organism: Colletotrichum navitas
Lineage: Eukaryota; Fungi; Ascomycota; Sordariomycetes; Glomerellales; Glomerellaceae
Exons: 4
Coding region: 370-2565 (731 amino acids)
Biological process (GO): cytoplasmic microtubule organization; cytoskeleton-dependent intracellular transport
Cellular component (GO): cytoplasm; centrosome
Molecular function (GO): microtubule binding; dynein light intermediate chain binding
Source: RefSeq, a predicted model, not a curated record
ACCCUCGAGCCUUGACCUACGGAAAUGGUUUUCUGCUAGACUCUGACCUGAACGUUAAUAACAUCCCUCCUCCCCUUCCUUGAUCCUACACUAGGUACACUAUAUCUGCCGCGAUGCGAACUUGCCAGGCCACUGGAACCACAAUUCCACUGCCGCUUUGACUUUCAACAUCCACGAACCACGAUUCUACGCCGAACAUAGUGGAACCGGGGGAGAGACCAUUUCAUUUUCCCACGUGCUGCUCCCCAUACAACCACCAAACCUACCCCCCUUAGACAUCUUAGCCUAGGAACCACGACUGACACACGAUUCACGACGAACACGACCGCGAAGGACGACGAACGUCAAGAUCCAGUAGACGGGGGCAUCAUGCCGUACUCGGAGAGCGCGCAGGCCGCGCUGGUCCAAUGGGCCAAUACAUUUCCCCUCGACAAGAAAGCCGACUCAAUAUCAGAUUUCCUCGAUGGCCACCUUCUGUCACAGGUCCUCCAGCGCCUGGAUCCCACCUUCGACUCCAACCCUACUGAGGGCGAGCUUUACGACGUCUACAGGGGCAUCAUCAAGUUAGUCUACCGCGAGUGCCCUGGCCUCGUCGGGCAGGCCAAGCUCGCCGACAUUCGUCCUAGCGCGAGAGAAGCACGCCCCGAAGCCAUCAGCAAGCUUCUCGCCGUGUUGUUCGCCGUUGCGAUGUUAGGCAGCAGUAACGAACGAUACGUUAUGCGCAUCACCGAAGAUAUUAAAGACAUGACGAUUCUCAUGCAGCUACAAAGGGUCACUCAGGACAUGAAGGCGGUGAUGGAGGAGGCUGAGGCCCAGGACCCGGAGGAGGCCUCGGAGGUUGGUCACGAAAGCCAAAAUGCAGACCUUGCCAUGGAAGCCGACAACAUCCGCCUCCGGUCCGACCUGGACAAAAAGGGAAAACUUCUUGCAGACAUGGAAACGCGCUUGGGCCACCUUCAGGAAAGCUACGACGACUUGAAGGAGGAGGUGGUACGGAAGGGCAGGGAGCUAGAGGCGUUUCACAGUGCUCAGGACGGUGCCGGCAAGGAGGUUAUCAGGUCGCUGGAGCUCAAACUGCGUGAGCAGGACGAGCUCAUUGCCAACCAAGAGGCACAGGCCGAGGACGAUCGCAUUACCAAGGAGCGACUGAUGAGCGAGGUCUCGGCGCUCAAGGUCAAGGCCCAGAAGCUUGAGACCCUUGACGACGAGGUGAAGGAGUUGCGUUUCAAGAACGAGGAGCUUUCUCGCAAGGCCAACAUGGUGGAGCGGUACAAGCAGAAGCUCGAGGCGCAGUCCACAUUAUCCAAGGAGAUGGACAAUCUGCUGUAUGAGAAGGAGCAGAUGCAGCGCGACCUCAUCGAAUACGAGAAGGUUCUCAAGAGGAACCAGGCGUUGGAGCAAACCAAUGAACAGUAUGCCUCCAAGCUCCGAGAUUAUGAGCUGCAGUACGUUGAGCUGGAUGCUCAGAGGAGAGCUCUUCACGAUGACGCUCAGCAGUUGAGAGAUCGUCUGGCCACUCUCGACGCUCAGCGACUCUCUGAUGAACGAUGGAUUGCCGAGUUGCAGGAGCAGAUCAACUCCGGACCACAAGUCGCUUUGUCACCCGAUGCGGGGACCGCAGGCUUCAGUCUUGAGGAGGAGCUUGAGGGUGCUGGCAACAGUGUCGCUCCUAACCCGGCACUCGAAAUCUCGCGUCUAAAGGCCGAGAACAACCUGCUUCGUAGCGGUAUGGGCUCCGCUUCAGAGAAUGCCCGGCUUCGACAAGAGCUUGAGGAGGAGCGUAGACAACGAGAGCGUAUCCAGGGAACUUACAACGACACCUUCGAGAAGCACCAGCUUGCGGAGGCCCAAAUCAGCGCUCUGAUUGAAAGCAGCGGCGAAAACCAAGUGCUUGCCAACCUGAGAAUCCAGAUCGCCCAGAAGACGCAGGAACUUGAAAGCGAAAAGAGACGACUCAAGGAGGUUCGGGCGCAACUGGCAGACAAGGAUCGCGAGCUCCUUAGCGCGAGAACUGACCUCUCCGCCGUUGCGAAGGACAGCGUCGAAGCCCUCGAGGAACUCAAGUCCACUGACCAGCUCAUCUCAGCAUCCAUCCGAGAGGAACUUGAGGCGACGCGCCAGCAGCUCAAGAACCUUACAACUGACCUUGAAGAGCAGCGCACCUCAUUCAUUAACGCCCUGCUUGAGAAGGACAAGUUGCGUAAGGACCUGGACGAGGCCAGGGAGGCACGGCAAGACGGCGCCGAGCCUGUUGAGGUCGUCCAGAAGCUCCAGGACAAGGUUGAGAAGCUCCGCGCCAGACUCAAGGAGCGCACAUCGGUGAGUAAACCCCGCAAGUCUUUUACUUCAGAAAAGCCCGAAGUCCUCGCAGCCAAGAUGCCCGUUGUUCCUAUGGGGGCCAUCUUGUACGACAGUAACCCGAGGUUUCGGACAAAAGUCCCCUCAUAUCAUUCCCACGUCGUCGACCUCCCUGUCCAGUCGGGGGGUUCAAAAGAACCUCCAAAAAGAUGGUGGAAUAGGGUGUUUAGGCAGCCGGGAGUGCCUUCUUCAUCUUCUAGGCAUUGAUCCAAUGUUUUAGUCGACCUCUUAAUGAUGCGUACGAUAUUCUGCGGAUAUGACUGACGGUUAUUUCUUUCUAGCAAUUGGAGAAGUCGGAGCAAGACAAAUACGACUUACAGCGGAAGCUCAAGGCUGCCGAGGGCGGAGAGGCUGCCGCAGCGCAAAAGGUACGUUCCCAACCUGUUGAGACAUCAAUGAUACAUGAGACUUUUAUUCAUUUUCCUUUGGUUAUCGUCGUGGUGUCGUGAGCUUGG